Calypte anna (Anna's hummingbird) is the source of this 2821-nucleotide messenger RNA. RefSeq names its product cyclase associated actin cytoskeleton regulatory protein 1 (gene CAP1). Gene Ontology annotation, cellular component: cytoplasm. Gene Ontology annotation, biological process: regulation of adenylate cyclase activity; cell morphogenesis; cytoskeleton organization. Lineage: Eukaryota; Metazoa; Chordata; Aves; Apodiformes; Trochilidae. The record is from RefSeq and is a predicted model, not a curated record. Gene Ontology annotation, molecular function: adenylate cyclase binding; actin binding.
CAAACAGCGGCCACGCCGGGCCCGGAGUCUCCGGCUGUGGACAGCAGCAGACAUGGAAAGGCUGGUGGAACGGUUGGAGAAGGCUGUGGAACGUCUGGAGACUGUGUGCCAAGGGCCUGGCAUGUGUGGAGAUGGCUCUUCCAAAGGAGUGGCUCAGUAUGUGCAGGCUUUCGAUGCUCUUCUGGCUGGUCCAGUAGCUGAGUACAUGAAGAUCAGCAGAGAAGUUGGUGGGGAUGUGCAGAAGCACGCUGAGAUGGUUCAUGCAGGACUGAUGAGUGAGAGGGCUCUUCUGGUGAUGGCAUCUCAACAUCAGCAGCCCACAGAGAACGCGUUCUCAUCGCUUCUGAAACCCAUUUCAGAGCAGAUCCAAGUGGUGCAGAACUUCAGGGAGAAGAAUCGUGGCAGCAAAAUGUUCAAUCAUUUGUCAGCAGUCAGCGAGAGCAUCCCAGCUCUGGGCUGGGUGGCCAUGGCCCCCAAGCCUGGUCCCUACGUGAAGGAAAUGACUGAUGCUGCCAUGUUUUAUACCAACCGGAUCCUCAAGGAGUACAAGGAUGUAGAUAAAAAGCAAGUGGACUGGGUGAAAGCUUAUCUGAGUAUCUGGAUGGAGCUGCAGGCCUAUAUCAAAGAGUUUCACACCACAGGGCUGACCUGGAGCAAAACAGGUCCUGUAGCAACAGAAGGGGGUAAAUCACCAUCCAGCCCCCCUGGGGGGGCUGCACCUCCCCCCCCCAGGCCCUCCCCCCCACCUGCCCCUGCUCCCCCCAGCUCCAGCCCGGAUGACUCUGCCUCCCGCUCCGCGCUCUUCGCUCAGAUCAACCGGGGAGAAGGCAUCACCUCGGGCUUACGACACGUUUCAGAUGACAUGAAGACCCACAAGAAUCCAGCACUGAAGAACCAAGGGGGUCCUCUGAGAAGUGGACCCAAACCUUUCACUGCUCCCAAACCAGCUUGUAAUGCUAAUUCCUUCCAAAAAACCUCUCCAAAGGCACCUGCAUUGUUAGAAUUAGAGGGCAAAAAGUGGAGAGUGGAAAACCAGGAGAAUGCCACUGACCUGGUAAUCAGUGACACAGAGCUGAAGCAGGUAGUGUACGUCUUCAAGUGCACAAACAGCACACUCCAAAUCAAAGGCAAGAUCAACUCCAUCACCCUUGAUAACUGUAAGAAGCUGGGGCUGGUGUUUGAUGAUGUGGUGGGCAUUGUAGAGAUCAUCAACAGCAGGGAUGUUAAAGUUCAGGUCAUGGGUAAAGUGCCAACGAUUUCCAUCAACAAGACAGAUGGUUGCCAUGUGUAUCUGAGCAAGAACUCCCUAGACUGUGAAAUUGUCAGUGCCAAGUCAUCAGAGAUGAAUGUCCUCGUUCCCACGGAGGGUGGAGACUUUACUGAAUUCCCUGUCCCAGAACAGUUCAAGACAGUGUGGAAUGGUCAGAAGUUGGUGACCACCGUGACGGAAAUCGCUGGCUAAGCAGAAAAGCUCCAAGGCUCACGCCCUCCCCUGGCCCUGCUGUGGGACAGAUCUGCUUUCAGAUGAUUCUCUUUAGAUUUCUUGUACCUUUCUGCUGUCAAACUGCUUCUCUUCUACCCAAGAGACACAGCUGCCAUCACUGAAACACCUCUGCCUGGGGUUUGGUGUAGGUGGUGGGUCAGUUCUUCUCCACAUCUAUUAGCAGGAAGGUGUUGGGGUUGUUUUGGGUUUUUUUUCCUUCUUCCUUUGUCCAGUCUAACUGCACCAAUUAAGUCAGAUUUUCAGUGAAGUUCACAGCCAGAAGUGGCAGUUGGUUUUCAGAGUGGUGGUGGGGGGUGGGGUUGGUUUCUUUUGUAUUGCCUUUAAGCAAAUUGUUGAUGUGAGAGAGAAAUGUUUUUAAUUUUUAAUUCCUAACGGUUUAUGUCAGGGUCCAGUUACCCCCUUGCUAUGGCAGAGGGCUCAAGGUGGUCCUGGAAGCUGCUCAUUCCAGCUCUAGGUACUACUUGGCAGCACUACAGGACAGAGGAAUUUGGACCAAAAGCUGAGGACCUGGGCCUGUAGCAUUCAAUCCUGAUUUCUUUUUCAUCAUUCCUACUAGCUCAGUGCAUUUCUGAUCGUGCCAUGACAGGAGGCUUCACAUUAACCAGUGCCACAGGAGAACUCCAGAGGAGUAACUGGUGUUACCCCCCAGGGCAGGCUGGCUGGGAGCUUGGAGCUGAGCACCUCUUAUUCCAUGAGCCCUCCACUCCAGCAAGGGAAUCUUUGCUCCAGGGCUUCCUUCUUGGAGCAGCUGAACUCAGGUUCAGUCUUCCAGGACAGUUCUGAACGUGUCCCCUUCUGCAGAGGAAGGGUCUCCUCCAUUCCAGGGUUGGUAGCACAGGAUUGUAAAUACCCCAAUUGGCUCCACUCAGUUCCUUGCUCUUUUCUUCCUCAUCUGCAAUCAGUCCCCAGAGAGCAAAUCCUCCUCCCCUUUCCCCUGUUGCUUGGCUUUUUAUUUUGGUGGAAGCUUGUAGCCUCUGUGCCAGGGCCCUGGAGCAGAGUGAUGGAUCUCAGACCCAGUACUGUACUGACCCAUAAAGGGAGCUGCACGUGCUUUGACCUUUUUAUUUUUAUUUUUUUUUUCCAAUGCCUUGGGUGGCACAAGCAUAUCUGAAAUGCAUUUCCUCUGUAAAGUGUCAAUGGUUUGUUUUUUUUUCUCUAGGACAAAACUUACAAAAAAAGAAAAUAUGCAAUUUUUUUUUUAAUUUUGAGACUCUGUCCUGUGACUUGUACUCGUCUUCUCCUGAGGCUUGUGGAAAAAAAACCUUUCUUAUGUACUUAAGAUUAUACAGAAGAUAGAAUAAAGUUAAUGCCAACUUG